AUGAACUGCCCGUCGCGCACUGAACAUGACCCAAUCCACCCUGACUGGAAUCAGAACCCUCCAUUCUUAUCCCCCGACCUCACAGCCCGCGAGGACCUUAAUGGCCGCGUGAAUACUACGCAAAUUCGAGAAGCGUCCUCUCAUUUCUCCGCCCUUGGUCUCGCAGUUGGCGGCAAUGAAGGGCUUGAAAAGGGUCUUGACGUCCCCCCCGCCCUCAAGGCCACCCGACCUCUUGCAGACGCAAAAUUCCGUCGUGGUUACUACGAAGUUAUUCUGUCGACUUUUGAAAAACGACCAAAACCAACAAAGCGGCCGAUGGUAAAGCGAGCAGUCGCUUGCGAAACCGGAAGCGCCAAACCAAAUUACAGUGUCAGUCUCCAUGUCGGGGCAAUCGCGAUUAUUCUAUUUGUUUCCUUCACGGCAUGUGCGUUUCCUAUGCUCGUGGUCAGAUUCCCUCGUUUACGGAUUCCGCCGGCUUUUCUCUUCUUUGUGAGACACUUUGGUACCGGCGUUUUGGUUGCAACGGCAUUUGUUCACCUCUUGCCAACGGCUUUUCUUUCACUCGGAAACCCCUGCCUCUCGCAAUUUUGGACCGAAGAUUAUCCUGCAAUGCCUGGAGCCAUUGCUCUUGGUGCUGUUUUCCUUGUGGCCUCGGUAGAGAUGAUUUUUAGUCCUGCUCGACAUAUCUGCGGCGGUUCCAGGGAGGUAACCGACUUGAUAUGCAACCAGGGCUCACGGCCUGCUGGACAGGACAAGCUGGAACUGGAUGCGAGUGUUGUGGAAGCCCUUGGGAGCGCGAAUCGGUCCAAUUCCGUUUCAAAUCUUACCGCUCAUGAUCAUAUACAAACCGAGCCACGGCCCGAUCAAUCCAGGAAUGGUGCUCGUGAUUUACCUAAAAGAAGCCCAACUGGUGAUAGGCCCGAAAUCGUGACGAGCGACGGUGCAAUCCGCCGCAACAUCGACGAAAUCAGGGCAAGCGAAGAUUUUGCCCCUAUACAUCUGACCCCUGAGCAGAGGGUCCAAAAAGCAUUUAUGCAAUGUGUUCUAUUGGAGGUCGGCAUUUUAUUCCACAGCGUUUUCAUUGGCAUGGCAUUAAGCGUGUCUGUCGGAAACGAGUUUGUCAUUUUGCUUGUUGCAAUUACUUUCCAUCAAUCAUUUGAAGGCUUGGCUCUUGGUGCGAGGAUUGCAUCCCUGUCAUGGACCUCAGACGCACUCCAACCUUGGCUCAUGGCACUUGCAUACGGUUGCACAACCCCCCUUGGCCAAGCAAUCGGUUUGGCCACACAUUCCUUGUAUGAUCCUGACUCUGAGAUUGGCCUCAUCAUGGUCGGCACCAUGAAUGCAAUCUCAUCAGGCCUCCUUGUUUACGCUUCUCUUGUGGAGCUCUUGUCGGAAGAUUUCCUCAGCGAUGAAAGCUGGCGAACGCUGAGAGGCAAACAGCGAGUUUACGCGUGCCUUUUGGUCUUCUUUGGCGCUUUUGGCAUGAGUCUGGUUGGAGCAUGGGCUUAA
This is a messenger RNA of Uncinocarpus reesii 1704, 1509 nucleotides long. RefSeq lists its product as uncharacterized. The coding region runs from base 1 to 1509 and encodes 502 amino acids. Gene Ontology annotation, cellular component: plasma membrane. NCBI's taxonomy places the organism in Eukaryota, Fungi, Ascomycota, Eurotiomycetes, Onygenales, Onygenaceae. Gene Ontology annotation, biological process: zinc ion transmembrane transport. The transcript has 5 exons. Gene Ontology annotation, molecular function: zinc ion transmembrane transporter activity. The record is from RefSeq and is a predicted model, not a curated record.